This is a messenger RNA of Rhizoctonia solani, 1323 nucleotides long. RefSeq lists its product as uncharacterized. The transcript is spliced from 5 exons. The coding region runs from base 1 to 1323 and encodes 440 amino acids. The record is from RefSeq and is a predicted model, not a curated record. NCBI's taxonomy places the organism in Eukaryota, Fungi, Basidiomycota, Agaricomycetes, Cantharellales, Ceratobasidiaceae.
AUGCCCCCAAGUGCCCGUCUUGCUCACAUUCAACAACUUGUUUCUGCAUCUACAUCCACCGUCCAAGCCUCCCUUUCAUCACCCAACAGUACUCUCCCCCCUAGCAUAACGCUGGAGCGUCACUUGUCCCCUCAAUCUCAGUCCAAUUUGCAAGGCAAAUACCUCAAGCAAUCUCAACGUUCUCAAACGCCAAGCAAGAAAGGUGCACUAUUGGUGGCAUUGAACGCUCAGCAAAGACAAACUUUGGCGCGUGCUCAGCGCGGGCAAGCUUGUAACGCUCAGAAGGCCGCUUGUAAGGCCGCCCAAGGUCUUGAAUCUGGCUAUGAAAGUCUCCCUGACCAAACACAAGCCAAACACACCCACAACUCCCAAGACCUCACCAACCAAGAGGAGACGCUUGCCGACAGCCCAACGCUCCAACAAGUUAUCCGUUUGUACGCGACUGCGCAACUAUUGCGCAAGCUCGAUCACCCUUUGGACCUCCCCACUCAUUUGCCAAGGCUGCCGCCGCCUUUGGUCCACGGUUCUUUGACUGUCAUCUCUUCCUUGCAACCUGUAGCUACUGGCUUGGGGCAUCACAUCACACAUCCGGCUAUUACUAAAAGCAAGUAUAUUAAGCUUCCAUUCUAUGACAUGACAAUUGCUGAUCAAAUAUAUCCAGGGCAAAUGACACGGUCAAUCAACGCAAAUCAAUCAAGGGCCAAGCGCCCUUGGAUCAAACACGCCCUUAGCAAUACCAAGACCAACGUCCCCAAAGCCAAGGACAACCAGUCCUUUCUUGCCCCUACCUCCGCGCAACCUCCUUGGCAAUCUUGCUCCAGCAUCUUUAUUACCUUGUCCCCCUUUGCAUCUCCGCAUUCAUCCCGCCCUCCUAGCCCGCUCUCUCAGCAGGACCCGCAGGUACCCCCGGAAGACACCCAGAUGGUCCCGGAAGAUCUUGAGGUGGACCAGGUCAAUAUCCAGACCAUUCCCAAAACCUCAACCCAACACCCAGUCUUGGAUAUUGCUGGUCCAACAACACGGACCUUGUCCCAGGCCUCGCCCGUCUCCCUAGGCACUCCUACGUCUGAUCCGCCACGUACUCAAGUUGGUCCACGCAUGCAAACCACCUUGAAUGAACAAGAUUCACCCAUCACCACCACCACUGCUAACCGUCUUCAAUCUAGUACCCAAGCCCCUCCGUCUCAGCAUGCACGUGUCACUCAAGUUCAGCCUGCUACAAACAGGUGUUGUUGGAUGUCUCAGCCAGCCCCCCCAACCGGCACUCAGCCUGAGCCUAUCAAUGUUGCAGACGGCCUCCCACCAACUUGCGGUUCUGUUUGA